Messenger RNA from Phacochoerus africanus (Common warthog), 1267 nucleotides. RefSeq names its product IQ domain-containing protein H-like. The transcript is spliced from 6 exons. NCBI's taxonomy places the organism in Eukaryota, Metazoa, Chordata, Mammalia, Artiodactyla, Suidae. The coding region runs from base 367 to 870 and encodes 167 amino acids. The record is from RefSeq and is a predicted model, not a curated record.
UCGGCCCAGGAGACCUUCUACUCACUUUGGACUAGCCGGUCAGCAGAAAAGGUGGACGAGCAGCUGGUGACGAGCGCGCAGGGGACACCCGCAGCCAUUGCUGAACCCGCGAGCCGGUUUGGUCUCCAAGCCUCUUCCGCCUUGGGCGAUACCAUGGCCGCUGUCGCGCAGGGGAGGCGCGCAAGGAAGGCGCGUUCUCAGAAGGCACGGCCGGCCCUGCCUCCUUUCUCUCCCCCUCUUCCGCUUCCGUCGUGGACCGGGCCAAGGUGCGCGUUGAGUUGCCAUGGGAACGAGCUCCCCCUGCGGAGAAUUAAUGUGCCGAGAAACCGCGCCUCCUCUGCUAGGUAGCCGCGCCCGGUGGUAGGCAUGGCCCAGGAGCCGGAAAACCACGACCCCAUCGGAUCCAUCUUAAUCCAGGUCCAUGAAGACCUUUAUCAACUAAGGGAGAAAUUAACCAAUUUCCCUCCUGAGGAAAAACGUGAGACUCUAGACAUUCAGAAUCUUGAAACAGCAAUCAAAAGGACUGAAAUGGGGUUAAAAAUUCACAUUGAGAAGUAUUUAAAUGUUGUACACCAACACGUCUUAACAACCCCUAUUAAUGACAACUUAUCUUCUUCUCAUGCUUCCAAAUGGUUGUUUCCAGCUGUAAUUGAUCAGAAAUCAUUUAUUUUCCCUCUGGAGUCUGAGGUUAAACAUUGGCAACCCCAGAGACAGCAUGGUUCAUUUCCACAUGCCUUUCCAAGAGUAAAGCAAAAGAUAGGGUUGAAUGUAAAAAUCAUGCAGGAUCCUGAAAACAUCCACCACAGAGCUGCUGUAAAUGCGACCUAUGGAAUCAGUUUGCCAUAUAUCAAUCAGAGAAAAGCAUGUUAGAGCCUUAUUGGUUUGGAGAGGCAAGAAGAAAUCCCUGAUACUGUUCAUACUUACUCACUGACAUUUAGCUCCAGUUAGACUUUCUAAUGCAAUGCAUUAAAACAUCUACAGAAAAUUUGACUUUGAUUUAUUUUUUAAAAUAAGAAGGGUUUCUUAAAAGGCUUGAAACAUGUAUCUGUUACCAUGAAUUUUAAAAGAACGAUUAUGAAUGCAUAACAAAAUAGCCAAACAAAACAUUGCUUUGAAUUGCGGCACAAAUAACUCUGAUUAUAACUGUUAUGACCUAGAAAAGAAUCAUAAAAAUAUUUUUCUUUUUGGCAACAUAUGAGUUGCUGUAGAAUUAUACCAGUCCUUUGGUCCCACUUUCCAAAUAAAUAAAUAUAUAAUGCAAUGUAAA